This is a messenger RNA of Hyaena hyaena (striped hyena), 4975 nucleotides long. RefSeq names its product treacle ribosome biogenesis factor 1 (gene TCOF1). Gene Ontology annotation, molecular function: protein binding. The coding region runs from base 45 to 4529 and encodes 1494 amino acids. NCBI's taxonomy places the organism in Eukaryota, Metazoa, Chordata, Mammalia, Carnivora, Hyaenidae. The record is from RefSeq and is a predicted model, not a curated record. The transcript has 28 exons.
CUCAGGGGGGCGUGCAGGUGAGCCGACAGGCAGGGGUUGCCGGCAUGGCUGAGGCCAGGAAGCGGCGGGAGCUUCUUCCCCUGAUCUACCAGCAUCUGCUGCAGGCGGGCUACGUGCGCGCGGCGCGGGAAGUGAAGGAGCAGAGUGGCCAGAAAAGUUUCCUGACUCAGCCUGUAACCCUUAUGGACAUCUAUACUCACUGGCAACAGACGUCAGAAGUUGGCCAGAAGCGGAAGGCAGAGGAAGAUGCAGCGCUGCAGGCUAAGAAGACCCGCGUGUCCGACCCCAUUAGCAGCUCAGAGAGCUCAGAAGAGGAGGAGGAGGAGGCAGAAGCUGAGACCGCCAAAGCCGCCCCAAGACUGGUGUCCAUGAACUCCUCAGUUCCGGGCCCUGUUGUGCCAUCGAGCGCAAAAGAAAAGGCUCAGGCAAAGACCAAGAAAGCCAGCAAGGUGGUGAACUCCACCCCCCAUCCUGCCUCUGGGAAGGCAGUGGCCCACCUUCUGUCUGGGAGGUCGCCUAAGAAGUCAGCAGGGCCUUCAGCAAAUGCCGUCCUGGCCUCAGAAACUGAGGAGGAGGGCAGUGUCCCAGCCCUCAGGACCACGGCCAAGCCCGGAAUGGCAUCGGCCAACCAGGCCGGCAGCUCCAGCGAGGAGACGUCCACCUCGAGUGAUGAGACCUACGUGGAGGUGAAACCUCCAGUGAAACCACCCCAGGUCAAAGCCUCGCCCACCCCUGCCAAGGACUCUCUAGGCAGAGGGGCAGCCCCAGCCCCUGGGAAGGCAGGGGAUGUGACACCCCAAGUCAGAGGAGGCGCCCUGACUCCAGCCAGCAAGGCCAAGAAGCCAGAAGAGGACUCGGAGAGCAGUGAGGAGGAAUCUGAGAGUGAGGAGGGGGCCCCUGUGGAGCCACCUCGCCAGGUGAAGGCCUCGGAGAAAAUCGUCCAGGUCAGAGCUGCCUCAGGUCCUGUUAAGGCGAUCCUUGGGAAAGGGGCCACCCCAGUACCCCCUGGGAAGACAGGGCCUGCACCUGCCCAGGCCAAGGCAGGGAAGCCAGUGGAAGACUCCGAGAGCAGCAGUGAGGAGGAAUCUGACAGCGAGGAGGAGCCACCAGCUGCCAAGUUGCCACUUCAGGUGAAGCCUUCAGGGAAGACCCCCCAGGUCAAAGCUGCCUCAGCUCCUGCCAAGGGAUCCCCUAGGAAAGGGGCCCCUCCAGUGCCCCCUGGCAAGGCAGGGCCUGCAGCUGCGCAGGCUCAGGUGGGGCAGGGCAAGGAGAAAGACCCGGAGAGCAGCACCGAGGAGUCUGACAGCGAGGGGGAGGUGCCGGCAGCUGCGUCCCUGGCCAAGAACCCUGUUCAGGCAAAGCCCUUGGGGCAAAACUCCCAGGUCAGAGCUGCCUCGGGUCCUGUGAAGGGGCCCCCUCAGAAGGCAGGGCCUGCAGCCACCCAGGUAGGGAAACCGGAGGACUCAGAGAGCAGCAGCGAGGAGGAGUCAGACAGCGAGGGGGAGGCGCCGGCCCAGGCACAGUCCUCAGGGAAAGUCCGCCAGGUCACAGCUGCCUCAGGUCCUGCCAAGGGCCCCCCUCAGAAGGCAGGGCCUGAAGCCACCCAGGGCAAGGCCGAAAUGUCCAACGAGGACUCCGAGAGUAGUGAGGAGGAGUCAGACAGUGAAGAGGAGGCGCCUGCAGCCUUGGCUCCUGCCCAGGCAAAACCGGCUAUGAGAACACCCCAGACCAAGGCCUCCCCAAAGAAGGGCACCCCUGUUACGCCUGCACCUGUCAAGGUCCCCCCAUUGCGAGUGGGCACGCCGGCCCCUUGGAAGGCGGGAGCGAUGCCACCUCCAGCUAUGCCCAGGGGCGCCCAGAGGCCGGAGGACUCUUCAAGCAGCGAGGAGUCCGAGAGUGAGGAGGAGACCGCUCCUGCCGCCCCAGCAGGACAGGCAAAGUCUGUGGGGAAAAGCAUCCCGGUGAGAGCUGCCUCUGCACCCACCAAGGGGUCCUCAGGCCAGGGGGCUGCCCCAGUGCCCGCUGGGAAGGCAGGGCCUGCAACAGCCCCAGCCAAAGCUGAGAUGCAGGAAGAUUCAGAGAGCAGUGAGGAGGACUCGGACAGCGAGGAGGUGACCACCACUCCAGCCUUGGUGAAGACCGCGGUGAAGACCCCACAGACCAAAGCCAACCCAGCUUCCAGCAGAGCGGCUUCGGCCAAAGGGGCAGGCUCAGCUCCCGGAAAGGCAGUUGCUGCAGCUGCUCCGGCCAAACAAGAGUCCCCAGCCAAGGUAAAGCCAACAGCAAGAGCCCCCCAGAGCAGUGCUGUCUCCGGGAGGGGCCAGGGCUCUGUGCCAGCCGUGGGGAAAGCCAUGGCCGCGGCAGCGCAGGCCCAGCCGGGGCCAGUCAGGGGCCCACAGGAGGACUCGGAGAGCAGUGAAGAGGAGUCAGACAGUGAUGAGGAGGCCCCCACUCAGGCAAAGCCCUCAGGGAAGACCCCCCAGGUCACAACCAUCUCAGCCCCCAGCAAGGGGCUCGCCAGGAAAGGGGCUGCGGCAGGCACCCCCAGGAAGUCCGGAGCUGGAGCCACACCGGCUGGGAAGCCAGGGGAGGACUCGGAGAGCAGCAGUGAGGAGGAGUCUGACACCGAGGAGGAGAAGGAGGAGGCGCCGGCCCAGGUGCAGCCCGCCGGAAAAGCCCCCCAGACCAAGGCCUUGCUGGUGAAAGGCGUUGCGGGCACUCCUAAAUCCACCAAGGCCUCCGCAGCACGGGUGGACACGCCAGCCCCACACAGGGCUAAGCCACCGACUCCUGCCCAGAAGGAGGGUAACCCCAAAACUGCCAGAAGCAAGACCGUGGUCCCUGCACCUCCGGAGAAGGAUGCGGAAGGGUCCUCAGAGAGCAGUGACGAGGAGCUGCCGGCCAGCCAGGUGAUUAAACCCCCUCUGAUUUUUGUCGACCCUAAUCGUAGUCCAGCUGGCCCAGCUGCUACCGCCACACAAGCCCCAGCUGCAGACACCCCGCAGAAGGCCCGGGCCUCCGAGAGCGCAGCCAGGAGCUCCUCCUCGGAGAGCGAGGACGAGGAUGUGAUUCCUGCUACGCAGUGCUCCACUCCCGCCACUAGAACAAACGUGCCCGUGUUCACGGCCCACUCAAGGCCUGCGGUCAGAGCCAGCACUGUUGGGGCCACCAGCAGCGAGGAGUCCAGUCGGGUGUCCGAAGGCAAGAAACGGGAGGCACCGGUCGCUCAGGUGACAAAGAGGAACCCUGCUCACCUCCCGCUGACCCAGGCUGCCCUGAAGGUCCUUGCCCAGAAAGCCAGUGAGGCCCAGCCUCCUGCUGCCAGGACCCUGUCUUCAAGUGGGGUUGAUGGUGCUCUGGGAACACUCCCUGUGCUGAGUCCCCAGAGAGCCCCCGCGCCAGCCAAGGUGACCAACAAGCUCCAAAAACCUGAGGUUCCUGCAGCCCAGACGGCCACGGCCACUCCUGCAGGACACCGCAGAGCCAAGGCCUCUGAGACUUCCAACGACAGUGAGGACAGCAGCGGCAGCUCUUCAGGGAGUGAGGAGGAUGCCGCCGGGCCCCAGAUGGUCCCCGCGGCCCACAGCCUGGGUCCAGCCCCCUCCGCAGCGGAGACCUUGGUGGAGGAGACCACGGCAGAGUCCAGUGAAGACGAGGUGGUGGCACCCUCGCAGUCUCUCCUCUCAGGUUAUGUGACCCCUGGGCCACCUCUGGCCAAUUCCCAGGCUUCAAAGGCUACUCCCAGGCCAGAACUCGACCCCUCGGCUUCUUCUACUCCCGCCACCAAAGAUGCCCCAGACGGCAAGCAGGAAGUGGAGCCCCAACGUGCAGCAGGCACCAUGUCCCCUAAAACAAGCAGAAGAGAGGCUAGUGGCACUCCUCAGAAGCCCCGAAAGCCCAAGAAGGCGGCUGGGAGCCCCCAAGCCUCCACGCUGGCGCUGCAGAGUGACAUCAGCCGGCGCCUCCUGAACGAGCCCUGGCCCCUGAACGAGGCCCAGCUCCAGGCCUCUGUGGCCAAGGUCCUGACGGAGCUGCUGGAGCAGGAAAGGAAGAAGGCCGCGGAUGCCGCCAAGGAGAGCAGCAGGAAGGCCCGGGGGGCCCGCAAGCGGAAGCUGUCGGGGGACCAGCCGGCCGUCAGAGCCCCCGGGAGCAAGAAGAAGAAGCAACCGGCGGCUGGGGGAGGCGGAGAGGGUGUGGUCUCACCAGAAAAGGCCUCCAGGACUCCUAAGGGGAAAUCCAAGAGAGCCGGGGCAAGUGGCGACAUCAAGGAGAAGAAGGAGAAAGAGUCUUCUGGCUCCCAAGGGGCAAAGGAGAAGCCAGAAGGGGAGCCAGGGACACUGAAGGUUGAGGGUGGAGACCAGGGCAACCCAAAGAGCAAGAAAGAGAAGAAGAAAUCCGAUAAGAAAAAAAAAGACAAGGAAAAAAAGGAAAAGAAGAAGAAAGCAAAAAAAGCCUCAGCCAAAGACCCUGACUCACCAUUCCAGAAGAAAAAGAAGAAAAAGAAGAAGACCGCGGAGCAGACUGUCUGAGGGGCACAGGAAGACAGGAGAAGACAGCCAGCCGCAGUGUCCGUGCUGGCCGAGCUAGGGAGCCCUGCAGAGAGGCUGGUCAGAGGAGGAAGAGGAGGAAAUGCAUCGCGACCCAGUGACCUCCACUCACUGAUGCCACGUCUGACUUCUGUCCUGACACAGAACGCUUCAUAUAGAUGUGUACAGUAUAUAUAUAUAUUUUUUUAAAUGACCUGCCCCUCCCCCUUCAAACCCAACACGCCCAGGGGCCUCGGGACUUCCCACCUCUUUGCCCUGCAGACCUAGCGAGGCCCGGCCUACAGCUCCCUCCAUCCCGGUCUCUGGCUGAUGCUGAGGCUUUGUCCUCCUCUAUCCGUUUUUCCCGUUUUGUUUGUGGGGUUUUGUAACAACUCAAAAUAAAAGGCUCGAAGGAAAGGCGGGAGUUCCUAGUGCCUUGGGGACAAAUA